AUGGAACUACCCAAUACCAGACUCAGAACAUCUGACAAUGAUAAUAUAAUCGAAGACGGAGAUAUAUCAACUCCUUUACCACGUUAUUUAACAUUAACUGAUGGUGCAUAUAAACCAAAUUAUUAUCUUUCAAUACCGAUUAGUGAUCCAACUGUUAUUAAAAAUUAUAUAUCAUAUCGUGAUCAUUUACUUUUAUCUUAUCCAACAUGUUUUUCUUUACGUACAAAUUCAUCCGACGAUCCACCUCGUCUUCAUCUAACAUUAUUAACAUUAUAUAUUGAAUCAAAGUCUGAUAUUGAUCAAUGUAUUUUAGCAUUAAAACAAAUUCGAGAAGAAAUUCAUUAUCAUUGUUCAUAUCCUGAACAUAUAUGUUUAGAAUUUGAUGGUAUUGAAACAUUUUAUGAUAAAGUGUUAUAUGUUAAAUGUAAACAAAAUCAACGUUUAGAAAAUUUACGUACAUUAAUACUUGAACGUUUGUCUGAACAACAACAAAAACAGAAAUUAUCAAAUAUUUUUUUUUGCUGGAAAUUAUUAUGA
Adineta steineri is the source of this 537-nucleotide messenger RNA. The record is from the annotation of a GenBank genome assembly. Lineage: Eukaryota; Metazoa; Rotifera; Eurotatoria; Adinetida; Adinetidae.